Messenger RNA from Phacochoerus africanus (Common warthog), 939 nucleotides. Its product is annotated as olfactory receptor 6C75-like. NCBI's taxonomy places the organism in Eukaryota, Metazoa, Chordata, Mammalia, Artiodactyla, Suidae. Gene Ontology annotation, biological process: G protein-coupled receptor signaling pathway. The record is from RefSeq and is a predicted model, not a curated record. Gene Ontology annotation, cellular component: membrane. Bases 1 to 939 code for a protein of 312 amino acids. Gene Ontology annotation, molecular function: olfactory receptor activity; G protein-coupled receptor activity. The transcript has a single exon.
AUGAGGAAUCAUUCAGUGCAGACAGAGUUCGUCCUUUUGGGUCUGACUGAUGACCCUGUGGGGCAGAUUGUAAUUUUUCUCUCUCUGUCUGUUACCUACAUGUUGAGUGUGACUGGAAAUUUAACCAUCAUUAUUCUCACUCUGCUGGAUUCCCACCUUAAGACACCAAUGUACUUCUUCCUACGCAAUUUCUCCUUUUUAGAAAUCUCAUUCACAACUGCUUGUAUUCCAAAGUUCCUAAAGAGCCUUGUGACAAAGGAUCGGACUAUUUCCUAUAUGAGUUGUAUGGCUCAGUUAUUUUUCUAUUUCUUUUUGGGAGUAACUGAAUUUUACCUCCUGGCUGCCAUGUCCUAUGACCGUUAUGCAGCUAUAUGUAAACCUCUACAUUAUACCACUAUUAUGAGCAACAAAGUUUGCUACCAACUUGUACUCAGCUCCUGGGCAACUGGAUUCCUGAUCAUCUUUCCUCCAGUGAUCUUGGUCCUCAAGUUGGAAUUCUGUGAUUCAAAUGUCAUUGAUCAUUUUAUUUGUGACUCUUCUCCCAUCCUACAGAUCUCUUGUUCAGAUACACAUUUCCUAGAGCUCAUGUCUUUUCUCCUGGCUGUGGUGACACUGAUGGUCACAUUGACAUUAGUGAUUCUCUCCUAUGGCUCUAUCAUCAAGACAAUUCUCAAAUUCCCUUCUGCUCAGCAGAGGACCAAAGCCUUUUCUACCUGUUCUUCCCACAUGAUUGUAGUUUCCAUUUCUUAUGGAAGCUGCAUCUUCAUGUACAUAAAACCAUCAGCAAAUGACAGAGUGACUCUAAGCAAAGGGGUAGCUGUGCUCCACACCUCCGUUGCCCCUCUAUUGAAUCCCUUCAUUUAUACCCUAAGGAACCAGCAAGUGAAACAGGCCUUUAAGGACAUGGUCGAAAAAUGUUUAUUUGGUUCAAACAAAUGA